Messenger RNA from Branchiostoma floridae (Florida lancelet), 2280 nucleotides. RefSeq names its product immunoglobulin superfamily member 10-like. Gene Ontology annotation, molecular function: protein binding. The record is from RefSeq and is a predicted model, not a curated record. The transcript has 3 exons. NCBI's taxonomy places the organism in Eukaryota, Metazoa, Chordata, Leptocardii, Amphioxiformes, Branchiostomatidae. Gene Ontology annotation, cellular component: extracellular matrix. Bases 133 to 2280 code for a protein of 715 amino acids.
GUGGGCAUGCCUCGAAGUUUGAUUUGGUUUCGUUGAUUUUACAUGUACGACCAGAAGAGGGUUGUGCCCACUGAUCUGUGCUGAACUGUCAUGAAGACAAUCUACAGAGGGAAGAUUUGCUGAUAGCAGGAGAUGGCAAACAAGCGGAAGACUCUUCUGGUUCUCCUACUCAUCGUGUUGAGGGAAGCCGGACCGACCGCAGCCUGCAGCAGCAGCUGUCCGUCGGACUGUGACUGUUACUACAAGCGUCUCAGGAGUGUUCCUCAGGACCUGCCUGCAAACAUCACUAGGCUGGACUUGGACCUUAAUUCCAUCAAACGCUUAAGUCAGUCUGACUUCUCAAAGUACACCAAGCUGAGAGAGUUAAAUAUUACGCGCAAUCCGAUUUCCAUAGUUAACGAGCAGACGUUCUCAAACCUGACCGAGCUCGAAAAGCUGGACCUGUCAGCUAACAAGUUCACUUAUAUUCAGCCUAGUACAUUUUCAGGUCUAUCACAGCUUAAAGAGCUCAAACUGUUCAUUGGCGAGGUAAGUAAAAUUGACCCUGGUACAUUCUCGAAUCUACCGAAGCUCAGGAUGCUGGACCUACAUACCAACCUAAUAGCUGACAUUAAGGCUGGUACAUUCUCAGAUUUGCCUGAACUCACAAUUUUGCUCCUGUCCGCUAAUAAAAUACGUGACAUUCAAUUGGGGGCAUUCUCAAACCUACCCAGGCUCGAUCAAAUAAACCUAAAUCAAAACCUCUUAACUACCAUUCAUCCUGGUACUUUCUCAGAUUUGCCCAAGCUUACGUCUUUAGGACUUGAUAAAAACCCCUGGCACUGUGACUGUAGAAUUGCAAAUUUCACGAAAACGAUUACAGCCCAACAUCCCAACAUCCCAACAUCAACCUUUGAAAAACAGGCGAUCAAAAACCAAAUCAUUUGUGAAACACCAAGCGACCACCAUGGAAAACCAUUUGGCAAUAUAAACCCCGUAGAUCUAAUCUGUAAAAAAACACCAAAGAUUGUGAUAUUUGAAAACAGCAAAGGCGACAGACUGGUGCAGGGGGGAACUCUCCAUUUGGUUUGCGAAGCUUCAGGUACCCCUGUACCAGACAUCACAGUCACCCUCCCAUCUGGACUGAAUGCUACUGUUGAGUCAGGAGGGAGAGUGACUGUGGGAGUGAAUGGCACCAUCACUAUAAGAGAUGUUACUGCAGCAGAUGCUGGUCAGUACAUCUGCACUGCAACAAAUCCUGUCGGCUCUACAUCUGACAAACUGUUUGUUGAGGUAGAAACCCCAACAUCGGUCAUGCCAGUCGUAUCCACUGGCUCAGUAUCCGCUGGCCUAGUGGAGACCACUGAUGCCAUGGCUUUGACAUCUGUCGCACAGUCUGACAGUAUGAUGUUCAAAAAGCCAACGAUUGUGAGGUUUAAGACAAGUGAUAACACACUAGCACAGGGGGAGGCUCUGUAUUUGGUCUGUGAAGCUUCAGGAAUUCCUCUUCCUAAUAUCCUUGUCACUCUCCCAUCUGGACUGAUUGCAAGUGCUGAGUCAGGAGGGAGAGUGACUGUGGAGGUGAAUGCUCCAUCAAUUGAUCCCUCCACGGACGACAUGGUUAACAAGUCUCUCAAUACCUCGGGAGGUCAGGGUAGAUCCUUAAACCCAGAGAUAACCAGCAGUGAUGCAGGCACAAACGAACAAGCCGACAUGCCUGAGAACGCAUAUGAGGACCCCGAAUCUCUCCUAGCCACUGCAGGUUCUCUUAGAAGUGAUGUAGUUGCAAACGAAAAGGCCGACAUUCCUGAAAAUGUGUAUGAUGUUCCAAAAUCUGUCAUAGCCAUCGUUAGCCGUGAUGGACGUGAUGUAGGUUCAAAAGAAGAAUCAGUGUGUGCAUCAAAAGCUGCGUCGGCCCAAAAGCCAAUGACAGUCCAUGAGCUAGUAAACAUCGUGUAUGGGAAGGGUGAGUCUGGCCAUGACUAUGAGGAUAUGAAGCCCAUUUCUAUGCAUAAAAAAGAAGCAGAAGCUGAUACUUCUCACUACAUUGGUCCUGAUGGCCACGAGAAAGCAUCAGCUGCUACUUCUCAUUCCAGCUAUGAGAACAAGGAAACAGUACGAGAUACUUCUCAUGUAACCUGUGAGAAUACCGAAAAGGAAGAAGCAAUUCCUUAUUAUUCUGCUCAGAUUCAUUAUCAGAGUAAAGAUGAUGAAGCAGAGUCUGCUGCAUCUCAAUCUGAUAGAGCGAAACCAGAGUCUCCGGCUAUCAUUUACGAAAAAGACGAAUCAUCUGCAUCUUAA